CUUGUGAGGCUCCUUUGAGAGGGGCAACGGGGAGGUUCUGAAGCGGUGGCGGAGGGAUCCUAGCGGGCUGGGGGCGCGGUGAGGCGGCGGCGCGGGCUCGGCCGGGCGGUCGCGGGACGCCGCCGCGGCGGGGAUAGGCUUUCAUAUUCGUUUACUUGUUCCUGAGGAAUUAAACUUCUCGUGGAGGAGGCAAAAUAAAACAAACCAAAAAACCUCAAGCCUGGAACUGGAAACGCUGGAGCCACGUGCCUUGUGAGGAGCCCCGACUUGGCCUCCCCUGGAGCCCCUGCGCUAGAGCCAAACCCGCCUGGGCCGCUUCCCAGGGCCGAGCGGCGCGGAUUGGUGUUGGACCUUUGGAGAGAGCUCGGAGGCAUCCUCCCUCAAGGAGCCCAGGCUUCGUUUGAUGGCCGGGGACUGCGCGGAGAACUGAAGACGUGCUGAUUUCUCCAGUGCUCUUGUCUUCUGAAUGAAAGCAACGACUAGGUAUGGAGAACUUGGUGGCUGGCUCCACCCUUCCUCCAGGUUUUGCAGAUGAAGAUGGAUCUAAGGAAGGUAGUGAAGUUACUGUAACUGGAUUAGUGCAUUCUGAGAGUUCAUUUGGUGGUGGAACUUCACAGCCUGUGAAUAACCCAGAUUUGGUAGAGGAUUUGUCACAGGUUCAGCAGCUGCAAAAUGAGUCCUCUAAUAAUGCCGAAAACACUGAGCAGAAGCCUGAGGAGGAGCAGCAAAGAACUAAACGAGGAGGCUGGGCCAAAGGGAGAAAGAGGAAGAAACCCCUUAGGGACACCAAUGCCCCCAAGUCCCCCCUCACAGGGUAUGUGCGAUUCAUGAAUGAGCGUAGGGAGCAGCUUCGAGCGAAGAGGCCUGAAGUCCCUUUCCCAGAGAUCACCAGGAUGCUGGGCAAUGAAUGGAGUAAACUGCCUCCCGAGGAGAAACGGCGAUACCUCGAUGAAGCGGAUAGGGAUAAGGAGCGUUAUAUGCGGGAGCUGGAGCAGUAUCAGAAGACUGAAGCCUACAAAGUCUUUAGCAGGAAAGCACAAGACAGACAAAAAGGCAAAUCACAUAGACAAGAUGGAGCAAGACAGCCAGCCCAUGAUCAUGAGAAGGAAGCAGAUACAAAGGAGAGGUCUGUUUUUGAUAUUCCGAUCUUCACAGAAGAGUUCCUGAAUCAUAGUAAAGCACGUGAGGCUGAGCUGCGUCAGCUGCGUAAAUCCAACAUGGAGUUUGAGGAGAGGAAUGCUGCUCUGCAGAAACACGUUGAGAGUAUGCGUACUGCAGUGGAGAAACUGGAGGUGGAUGUGAUACAAGAGCGGAGCCGCAAUACAGUGCUGCAACAACAUCUAGAGACCUUACGCCAAGCGCUCACAACGAGCUUUGCUGGAGUCCCAUUACCAGGUAGUGGGGAAACACCGACAAUGGAAACCAUUGAUUCCUACAUGAAUAGGCUACACAGUAUUAUUAUGGCUAACCCACAGGAGAACGAGAACCUUAUAGCCACAGUCCGAGAUGUGGUAAACAGACUUGAACGCUAGUGACUGGAUCUCGUGUCCCAGGGAUGCUUUACAAAAUAUUUUUGGCCAGUGUGGAAUAAGAAGCCAUGAGGGAAAGACUAGGGGUGGGAGGCAGUCAUGCAGGUUUGUCCUGGUCUCUGCCUUUGUGGUUUGUCAGCGAGACAAAUGGAUCAAUGCAUUAAAAGGUCUUAAGAAGCCACGGAUGCCACCCACUAAACGUUUGGAACUGUCCUCUGUGUAAACAUUUAAGAGCAUGCAACUCCUGUGCAAUCUUCAGUUUGUUAUUAACUCUGGUGGGUGUGCGGGUACCUCUGUUCUGUGGACUGGCUGACUGGAGAUGAAAUCUCGCAGUUUGGGACAUGAAGUCAGCCUACAUGUUGUAGUAAUAACUUUGUGUUAUAUUGCCUACUGUCUUCUAGUGUCUUUUAUUUUGUUUUCAUGUUUAUUUGGGGGAAUUACCUACCUCCACUUUAGUUUUCUUCUUUUGGUCUUAUUAUCUGAUACUUGCAGUACUGGAUAGCAGUGCUUGUGUGCUCUGCUAUUGCAGGCAGUCUUCCUUGCUGUACUGUCUUGUCCUGCCCUGCCUGCUACGUUUAUAUGAGCUUUCCUUAAGCAGAAUCCUGUUCUUGUGUUAGCCUGCAACAAUGUGCGUUUGCUCCCUGCUAGAGACUGGCUGUGGUUGGUGCUUUGUGAUUUGAUUCUACUAUGAGACAAACUUCUCUCUCUCCCGGCUCUCUCCAAGCGCCCCUCUUGCACGUAGCAUCCUUCUCCUCUGUGAAGGUCUCCUAUUAUCUCUUAAAAAUGUUUGAUGGAGCAUUUUACUACCACAAAGGUCAAUGGUAAUCAAGAUAGAAAGUGAAAAGUUGGUUCUUAGCAAGGAAAAUACAGGUUAGCAUUUUAGACUAAAAACCCAGAGCUUGCCCUUCCUCUGAUGCAUUGCUCACUCCAAUUUAAUGUUACUGCCUUGGUUUUGAGCGAAUGAUCUCAUGGUGAGAGCUGUAUUCUAUAAAAAGAGAAAUGGGCAGGACGCUUGCAUUGUUGUUUUUUUCUGCCCUUCUGAAUUCACAGUGCCAGAAGGGAGCAAGUGUGUUUGUGCAUGAAUUAUAAGAGCAGAGAAAGUUAUUAGCAGCUAGGUUCAUGUAGCAGCCCACAGAAUUCUGUGUGACAGCCUGUAUCUCACCUUUUGUAAAGUCAAAGUACAGCCUGUGGAGCCUAUAGCAUUCAAUGUGGUAUGUUCCACUGUGGCCUUAAUGGCCUUGCACUUACAUCAAGUAGAACCCUGUGUGCUCGUCUGUAAUCUUGCUGAGCUAUGCUGCACCUUCUGUCAAAGAUGUAGGCAUCUACUGUCUGCACUAACUUAUGCAAAUCAUUUGCUGCCCUUUGGUUCCCAUCAAAUUGUUAAUUCAGACUCUGAGCAUUUGUUGAAUAUCUCUGGGCUUUAUGGUAGUGGUUGAAAUGCUCUUUUUCCCACAUGACAAUCUCCUUGCUCCUCCUUAAGAAAUCUUUAAGAUUUUCCUGUUACGACUUGGAGAUUGCUUUCAUUACUGGAGUGCAUUGCAGUCGGCAUCACUUCUAUGUAUCUGCAACGCAAGUAUUUGAGGAUUAAAAAGCAGUUCCUUCUUUUCCCACGCUGUACAUAUGGACUUCAUGCUUGCCUGAAGCCAUCUCCUGGUCAACAUCUUGUGUGUCAGGUCUCCGCUUAUUCAUGGGCUCAUUGCUGUAGCCAAGCAGCAUGGAUUUCCAUGUAAGUUCAAGUUUUCCUUCAGGGAGGAAACUCCUUUCUAUUGUCUUCGGUCUCAUUUUCAAGACUUCACAAAAAGGAACCUCAGUUUGCUGCAUUGACCUCUACUUUCCUUAGCAUGGAUCACAGCAACUGAUGUUGGUAUUAACAUUUUUAGUGGGUUCUGUAAAAAAUAAUGUGUGUGGGGAAAAUCCUACACCUUAAUAAUGUCUUUAGAAGUACUGGUACCUUCAUCUCCUGUACGUAUUUUGGUUUUUAGAAUUGAUAUUUGACUUCUAUUGAAGUGGCCAAAAUGCAUUGCGUAGCCAAAAGUCAAUUGAUGGAUUUCUUAAGUUCAGUCUGCGGUAUUUUACCUAAUGCCUGGAGUUGUAUCCCAGGAAGACUCCAGAAAUUGCUGUGGAAUACGAUAGUGGGGUGCAAUUGCGGGCUUUGACAUACACAUACCAGAAAAGGUGUGGGUGGCUGUAGGCUGCCCCUCCUUAUGUAAAUUCAAUGCAACUAUCAGCUCAUGGUGUACUGCUAAUUCUGGUGAGCGGCGUGCAAGUGUUAUGGGAUAGGAAAUUGAAAGUGGUGAUAUUAGCUGGAAGCUGAUAAAUCUUUUGCCUUUUCCCACAAGGAAGGAGGGGAUGUGAUGGACCCAUCUUAAAGCAUUUGGGGAAGGAAUACAUUUUUGCUCACCAAUGAUGUGACAGAUGAUGUUUUGUCUCAUUAAGAAGCUGCUUAUUUACAUUAAUUAACCCUAUAAAAAUGGAUUGUCUUUUCGAUGUUUUGAGUGUCACUUCAGUUUACAUUUUUCAGUGUGGGCUGAUUAAAAAAAAAAAGUAAAAAUGAAGUGGGUGUCAAGGAGAAGAGCGGGAUAAAAUGCUUUUGUCACUUAGAGAAAUGUUAAGGGAAAUAGAUGAAAACAGAAUCCAUUUGCCAGAUUAAUGUGUUUGGAAUUGUUGAGAUGCCAAGUUUUCUGUACAAUGUUUUUGUAAUUAAACUUUGGAGUUCCUUUGUUUUUAAAGAAGUCGAUGUGCUUGUUUGACACCUGCUUCAUUAAAAUUGUUUAACGUUGAAUCCAUUCUGAUUCAAUUUGAGCUGCGUUUUCAUGAAAGAACUAUUACUGGCAUUGUUCUGUUGUCUGAGAGAUUCUGGCAACUCCACGUUACCCUCUGCAAGGAAAUAAUGUGCCCCUUCCCCCUCUCCAGCCACAGCAUAUCACCCUUUGAAAAAGCUGAAGGAAGUUCUUAUUAUUUAUAGUUAACAAAACCUGCACAGAUCUUUGAUUAUAGCUAAUUGGUGUCAGGGCCCUUCCUGUCAUCUUUGUUCCCCAACUUGAGUAACUUUUAAAAUGUCGUCUCUCUCCCUCAGCCCUUUUUGUAUGUCCUCGACUUCCUUUGGCCUCCCUAGUUUCCCACCACCAUGUUUAUUUUCUCCCUCUAAAAACUGUCUGUAUCAUACCUGUUGCCCUCACUUGCUUUCUUUUCCCCCAUUAGAUUUUUACCAUGUCUCUUCCCUCUGCUCGCUGAUUAUGGAGCUAGACUGAAACCUUGUGGAAUUUCUACUUUGGGUGUAAGUCCUCUAUGGAGGAGCUUGGAUGAAUUUUCCCUGCACUGGGGUGCUCUGAGCUCUCAAUGCUGUGAGCACCCACAUCUGUGUUACUUUUGUUGUCCCAUCUCAUUAUUUUAAUCGCCAAGUUAACGCCUGGGCUCCCUCUAUACCAGCAGGGUUGGCUCAGCUACUAUCUGCUGUCUGGGACAACCUGCUCGUUUAGAUUUAGAGUGUUUGGAGAUUUUAUAAAGCACCAGUUAGGAAAUGAUAAAGAUAUAAAAUAUAGGAAUAUAAAGAAAUCUCCUGUAGGAGAAGAGCUGCCCCGUGACACGGGCGAGUCCAGAGGAAGUAGAGGAAAAGAAUAGGCAAAGCAGCCAAAGUCCACUCUAAGACAAAGAUUUAAUUCCUUUCUCACCCGUGGUGUUGUACAUGGUAUCAGGAGCAGAUAGUGGUCAAUCAUGCUCAAUUUAAGGCAAUUUAGAGUGUUUCCACUGUUCUGUUUGUUAUCCCCUGUUUGCUGCUGGUCAAUUGGACUGAUGAUUAAUAAUUAUUUAAAGGAAAUUAGGGGGAUUUGAGGGCUUUGGGCUGUUUGAAGAGGAAAAGAUCACCUCCUCUUUCUUAAGGCAGGUUCCUGUUGAUAAUGUAUUUGGAAUCUGAUAUUUGGUCUGUUUUAAAUCUUUCACUUCAGUUUGUUUGUAUCCUUCAGAGUCAGAAGUACACUCAGGCCCAUCCUCUGCUUCUACCAUAGCAUUUUAUUUGCUUGUGAACUCUGAAUAGCUUUAUUGCUUUCUUGUCCCUUGUUGCUCACAGUAUUUAAGUUUUUUUAAAAAACUUCCUAAACUUUAACUUUUUUUUUUUUUAAUAUAUUAAUUAUUUGCAGUCCUAAUUGCAAAAUCUCUGAG
Cuculus canorus (common cuckoo) is the source of this 5687-nucleotide messenger RNA. It is a transcript of the gene HMG20A, whose product is annotated as high mobility group 20A. Gene Ontology annotation, cellular component: nucleus. The coding region runs from base 486 to 1532 and encodes 348 amino acids. The record is from RefSeq and is a predicted model, not a curated record. The transcript has 12 exons. NCBI's taxonomy places the organism in Eukaryota, Metazoa, Chordata, Aves, Cuculiformes, Cuculidae. Gene Ontology annotation, biological process: regulation of gene expression.